GAGUUCAACAAUGUCUCUAAUAGUCACGUUGCUUGUGGUGACAUUAGUUACUCAGUGUUGGAGUGCACCACAGCGGAGGAACUGGACUCCUCAGGCCAUCUUAUACCUAAAAGGAGCACAAGGACAGCGCUCAGUGUUGCAGCGCGCAGGCAGAGAGGAAGUGGACACUUUACAUUUAGCGACUCACCAGAGCAGUGAUGGACCUGGAUUGUCUUUGUCUUCCAUUCUUCUGGAGCUCCUGCAGAAAGCUGUGGAAGAAGGUGGAGGCAAUCCAGAUGAUUACCCAGACGAACAAGAGAUGAAUUGGAACUAUUUGUGAAGACAAUUUUUUUUUGUCUUAUUGUUGCAUAUUCUUGGAUUUAUUAUGUUUUCUUAUACGUGUUACUUAUCGCUGGUUGAGUUUACUUGUAAUCAAACAUGCUAAAUAAAUACAUUUCCCUUGC
Molecule: messenger RNA, 443 nt
Organism: Sander lucioperca (pikeperch)
Lineage: Eukaryota; Metazoa; Chordata; Actinopteri; Perciformes; Percidae
Product: spexin-like
Exons: 5
Coding region: 11-319 (102 amino acids)
Molecular function (GO): neuropeptide hormone activity
Source: RefSeq, a predicted model, not a curated record